AUUUUUGUUUUAUUUAUCACUCCUUCGAAGAAAAAGCUUUGAAUAAACUUUGCUGUUUAUGUUAAUACUAUGGAUCAAUAGAGAAAUACAAGCGCUAUGGAGAGGAAGAAACGUGCUUUUUCACACCAAGGAACAGAAAGUACAGGAAUGGAAGUAGACCUGAUCGAGCCGCUGAGGGUGGAUACUGGAAAGCCACAGGAAAAGAUAAGACAGUCAAAUACAGGGGCACUCCAGUUGGAAACUGGAUUUCUAUACUGGAGAGGCUCUACAGGGUGAAAAAACCGACUGGAAAAUGCAUGAGUUUACAGUGAAUGAUCCAGCUCCUAAUCAUCAAGUCAGAAAUACUAGAGAUUACAUGAGGCUGGCUGACUGGGUUUUAUGCAAGAUUUACAAGAAAACAAAGAAGCCUAAAGAUGUCAGAAAUCGACAAAGAGACGAGGAAAAUUCAACACUAACUGCUAUGGAUAAUGUUGAUUACGUAAAUAACCACGAUGAAGAUAGGACUGUUCUGCCUGUUAUGGAUGCUGGUUAUGUUGGGGAGAUGGACAAUGUUGGUGCUGAUGCUGUUUUCACCGAUGACUAUAGCCAACAAGAGAUUGCUUCAAGUGAAUUCCCUGCUGAUUUUAACCUCCAUGCUGCUUCAUAUAGCGGCAUGUUUCCCAGUUUGGCCGAGACAUGUGGAGAUCCUGCCUCAGUAUUUUCCAAUUCUGACAACCUGUCAACCCUCUAUGAUCUUUUGAAUCCUGCAAACUUUCAUUGGAACAUUGAUGAUCCACUUUUUGACCUCCAUACUAGCGUGCCAAUUAAUAUUCCAGGAAAUCCUGUUCCUGCUCCCGGCAACCUCGCAAAUCCUGCUUCUCCUUGCAACCUUCCCGCAGCUAAUCACGUUCCUUCUUCGCGCAAUCUUCCUUCGGCAUAUCUUGCUCCUCCUGGCAACUAAAUCCUGCAACCAGUAAGUCAACUUCAGCAGCAGAUAUUGUGCCCAAAAAACAGCCUGCUCUAACGAAUAGGCUGGGAUUGAGAGUUUGAUUCGAAUAGAGUUCUAGAAUGGUUGCCAUCCGCCUUUUGAUACAGCCAACGCUUGUAUCAUUAAUUUCUUAAAAAAGUACUUUAAAGGUUUUUGUUUCCACUGUA
Populus euphratica (Euphrates poplar) is the source of this 1134-nucleotide messenger RNA. RefSeq lists its product as uncharacterized. Gene Ontology annotation, molecular function: DNA binding. The transcript has 2 exons. Gene Ontology annotation, biological process: regulation of DNA-templated transcription. The record is from RefSeq and is a predicted model, not a curated record. Lineage: Eukaryota; Viridiplantae; Streptophyta; Magnoliopsida; Malpighiales; Salicaceae. Bases 293 to 940 code for a protein of 215 amino acids.